AUGUACACUCUCUGGGCUGCUGCCUUGGUGGCUGCUUUGCCCGUCUCCAGGGCCCAGUUUGUGUCUCCACCCACGGAUCUCAUUCCCACCAAGGGGUAUCUCGACAUCCCCGUCCGCUACAAACAGGUCCCCACCGGCAUUUGCGAGACCGAUCCCAGCGUCAAGAGUUUCUCUGGUUAUCUCGAUGUCGCCGAGCACGAGCACAUCUUCUUCUGGUUCUUCGAGGCGCGCAAUCAAGAUCCUACCGAGGCUCCCUUGACCGUCUGGAUCAAUGGAGGUCCUGGUUCCUCCUCUAUGAUCGGCUUGUUCCAAGAGCACGGCCCAUGCGGCAUUGACGCCAAUGGCUCCGUCUACAACAACCCGUACUCUUGGAACAACGCCAGCAACAUGCUCUACAUCGACCAGCCCGUGCAGACUGGCUUCUCCUACAGCAUUCCGGUCCCCGGCUACGUGGAUUCCUCCACGGACAAUGUCAUUGCCCUGCCCUCCCCUGUCUGCCCCGACUAUGCAGCAGACAUGUCCUGUGGCACCUACGCCUACCCGAACGUGAGCCUUACGGCCAACUCCACCGACAACGCUGCCCCCAACUUCUACCGCGCCCUGCAGGGUUUCAUGGGCGCAUUUCCCCAGUACUCGCGCGAGACCUUCCACUUCACCACGGAAAGUUAUGGCGGCCACUAUGGACCCGUCUUCAACGAGUACAUCGAGGAGCAGAAUGCUCAUCUCCAGCCGGGAGCCAAGAAGAUCCAACUGGGCAGUGUGAUGAUCGGCAAUGGCUGGUAUGACCCGAUCAUUCAAUACCAGGCCUACUACAACUUUACGGUAUAUCCGGGCAACACAUACGACUACCUGCCAUUUAACAAGUCCAUCAGCUCGCUGUUGUACAAUAACCUCUACGGCCCUGGAAACUGCCUCGACCAGCUUUACGACUGCGCCGCCCGAGGCAUUGACGAGGUCUGCAGUACGGCCGACAGCUUUUGCGCCAAUGAAGUCGAGGAGAUCUACGACAUCUACUCCGGUCGGGAUGAGUACGACUUCCGCGAACUCACUCCAGACCCGUUCCCCUACGAGUUCUACGUCGACUACCUGAACAAGGCAUCUGUGCAGGCCGCCAUCGGCGCAUACAUCAACUACACGGAAAGCAACAACGCUGUCGGACUCGCCUUUUCGUCCACCGGUGACGACGGGCGACUCAUGAACACCAUACAGGAUGUGGGCAAGCUGCUCAAGCAGGGCGUCACGGUGGUCAUGUAUGCCGGCGAUGCUGACUUCAACUGCAACUGGCUGGGCGGGGAAGCCGUGUCACUGCAGGUCAAGGCCGCCAACUUCAGCAGUGCGGGUUACACCAACAUUGUCACCUCGGAUGGAGUGACGCACGGCCAGGUGCGCCAGGCAGGGCAGUUUGCCUUUGUGCGGGUGUAUGAGAGUGGCCAUGAGGUUCCCUUUUACCAACCGUUGCUUGCGCUGGAGAUGUUUGAGCGCGUCAUUGGCGGCAAGGAUGUGGCAACAGGGAAGAUUCCCGUGACGCCGAGUCUGCAGACGGUGGGCCCACUCAAGAGUACCUACCGCGAGGGCAACGGCACGAUUCAGUGGGAAGUGUUGGACUCACUGGCGACGUACAACACGACCACUAAUGCUCCGAACCCAGUGAGCCGGAAGCUGAAGCGGAUGGGACCGGCUUUGAGGUUUCAGAUGUAG
Molecule: messenger RNA, 1698 nt
Organism: Aspergillus luchuensis
Lineage: Eukaryota; Fungi; Ascomycota; Eurotiomycetes; Eurotiales; Aspergillaceae
Exons: 3
Coding region: 1-1698 (565 amino acids)
Biological process (GO): proteolysis
Cellular component (GO): fungal-type vacuole
Molecular function (GO): serine-type carboxypeptidase activity
Source: RefSeq, a predicted model, not a curated record